AGCCACAAAUACCGGAGAAGUAUCUCUCUCUAGCUGUAGCAGCGGUGGCGGCCAUGUCUUCGUCUGCAGCAACUACAGCUGCUCUCUUUAACGUUGUCGGAGUGGGACCCCCUUCUUCUUCUUCUUCUUCUUCGACUACUACUACUCACAGCAGUUUCAGACGCUGUUUCCAUUUUCACAAUCCAAGACCCGGCAAGUUAUUAUGGCUCUUUCCUUCCAUUAAUAUUGCAACUCUUCACAAUCGGAGAGCUUCUUCUUCCUCUAUUACCUGCUCUGCCACUGAUAAGCCAUCCUCUUCCUCUUCAUCUUCAGAAAUUAGCUCUACUGCCAAGAUAAGGAGUGAAGUUCUUUCCCCAUUUCGCACCGUCCGGAUGUUCUUUUACCUUGCUUUUGUCGCGAGUGGCUCGCUUGGAGGACUAAUUGCGGCGACACAGUUGAUUGGCGCCCUGGCAAACUCAUCGAGGUCGUCUGAAGUCCCCGAAAUCUUGAAGAGUCUCGCAAUAGAUGUUGGGGCAGCGUCACUAUUUGCCUUCGUGUAUUCCAGAGAAAACAAUGCCAAGCAAGCACAGUUAGCCAAACUCUCGAGAGAGGAAAGCCUUUCAAAUCUCAAGCUCCGAGUGGACGAAAAGAGAGUGAUUCCCGUGAGCUCAUUGAGAGGGAUUGCUCGCGUUGUCAUCUGCGCCGGCCCCACUUCUUUCAUCUCCGAGUCGUUCAAACAAAGCCAGCCUUUUACUGAAAGGCUUUUGGAACGUGGAGUGCUUGUAGUGCCCUUUGCCACGGACGGGAAUUUGCCGAGUUUUGAGUUUGAAGAAAGUGAUGAAACUGGGAAUAGUCCCAAAAGAAAGAGGCUGUGGCAGCUCAGUCCUGUUUAUGUUGCUGAAUGGUCCAAAUGGUUGGAAGAGCAAAAGAAGUUGGCCGGCGUCUCCCCUGAGUCCCCGGUGUAUUUAUCUCUAAGAAUGGACGGUCGAGUUCGUGGGAGCGGAGUUGGUUACCCCCCUUGGAACGCUUUUGUUGCGCAGUUACCCCCGGUGAAGGGAAUGUGGUCUGGUCUUCUUGAUGGAAUGGAUGGAAGAGUUCUUUGAAUAAAGUAUGUCAAUUUCGGUGUCUAUUAAGAUAAUUGACAGUGUGUUCAAGCAGAAGUUUUAGUUCUCAUACAUCUUCAUUUCAUGCAUUGUACUCGGCAAAUUGGUCAGUACAUUAUACGCCAUGAGGUGGCUACAAACAAAGGCAUCAAUCAAAGUUUAGGAAUUAAACGCCAUUAUGCAGAAAGGAGUUCUCGAGUCUUGCCCGUCUUUGUACUUAAUUUGCGAGUCUUGGCGCUUAAUCUGAUUCUCGUCCCUGACUCUUUCGUGCUUUUCACUGCUGAAGCCACAUAGACUCUGCCUGCAAUAUUGUGCAGGUUUAUUAGGAGAUCAUUUAGUGAAUCUUUGUACUGCUCCUAUGAUUCAAUUUAUCAGUCACUUCAUUUUGUGCAACAACAAUACAUGCAAACAUGACUGCAUUGCAUUGUUUUGAGUUACACUCGAUCUAGAAGGAUGUAUAGUUAUUUCUACAGUCUGCGAUUAGAGUAUAUGUAGAUUUGCGCAUUCUUUUGGCAUCUUUCG
Messenger RNA from Morus notabilis, 1604 nucleotides. Its product is annotated as protein LOW PSII ACCUMULATION 1, chloroplastic. The record is from RefSeq and is a predicted model, not a curated record. The transcript has 5 exons. Bases 54 to 1082 code for a protein of 342 amino acids. NCBI's taxonomy places the organism in Eukaryota, Viridiplantae, Streptophyta, Magnoliopsida, Rosales, Moraceae.